Molecule: messenger RNA, 1893 nt
Organism: Phaethon lepturus (White-tailed tropicbird)
Lineage: Eukaryota; Metazoa; Chordata; Aves; Phaethontiformes; Phaethontidae
Gene: SLC5A12
Product: solute carrier family 5 (sodium/monocarboxylate cotransporter), member 12
Exons: 15
Coding region: 1-1893 (630 amino acids)
Biological process (GO): transmembrane transport; sodium ion transport
Cellular component (GO): membrane
Molecular function (GO): symporter activity; lactate transmembrane transporter activity
Source: RefSeq, a predicted model, not a curated record
AUGUCAAACUUCGUAGCUCCAGAAGUCAAAAAAUUUGUGGCUUGGGACUAUGUUGUUUUUGCAGCACUAUUUUUAGUGUGUGCUAGCAUCGGAGUCUUUUUUGCAGUAAAAGAGAGAAAAAAGAAAACUUCAAAAGAAUUUUUGGUGGGCGGUAAGCAGAUGACAUGCGGACCAAUAGCUUUCUCUCUCACAUCAAGUUUCAUGUCAGCAGUGACGGUUCUGGGAACACCCUCCGAAGUUUAUCGCUAUGGGGCAUCCUUUGUGCUGUUCUUUCUUUCAUACGCGCUUGUCAUAAUUUUUACUGCCGAACUUUUUCUGCCUGUAUUUUACAGAUCUGGCAUAACAAGCACUUAUGAGUAUUUGGAGUUAAGAUUUAACAAGAUUGUCCGUCUUGCUGCAACAUUGAUCUACAUCCUGCAGACGAUCCUUUACACAGGAAUAGUGGUUUAUGCUCCAUCACUGGCACUCAACCAAGUCACUGGAUUUGAUCUCUGGGGCUCUGUAGUUGCAACAGGAAUUGUCUGCACUUUCUAUUGCACUCUGGGAGGAUUAAAAGCUGUUGUCUGGACAGAUGCAUUUCAAAUGAUUGUCAUGGUGGUUGGCUUCGUGACAGUUUUGGUUCGAGGAACUACUCUGAAUGGUGGAUCGACCAAGGUCUGGGAAGUGGCCUACGAAGGAUCACGACUAAACAUAUUUGACUUUGAUGUCGAUCCUUUGAGACGACAUACCUUUUGGACAAUUGUCAUUGGGGGAACAUUUACAUGGCUAGGGCUCUAUGGAGUUAAUCAGUCCACAAUACAGAGAUGCAUUUCUUGCAAAUCGGAAAAGCACGCUAAACUGGCACUUUACCUAAAUUUAUUGGGACUUUGGACAGUCCUGGUGUGUGCAGUAUUUUGUGGUUUGGUGAUGUACUCUCAUUACAAGAGUUGCGACCCUUGGACUGCUGAUUUCAUUUCAGCGCCUGAUCAGCUCAUGCCGUAUUUUGUUAUGGACAUUUUUUCUUCGAUGCCAGGAGUCCCGGGGCUCUUUGUUGCCUGUGCUUUCAGUGGAACACUAAGCACGGUAGCUGCCAGUAUUAACGCUUUAGCAACUGUUACCUUUGAAGACUUGGUCAAGAAAGGUUUCCCAAACCUCUCCGAGAAGAUGAGCACAUGGAUCAGCAAAGGCUUAUGUAUAUUAUAUGGUGUCCUGUGCACUUCAAUGGCUGCAGCAGCAUCACUGCUGGGAGGAGUUGUGCAGGCUUCACUCUCCAUCCAUGGGAUGUGUGGGGGGCCCAUGCUGGGAUUAUUUACCCUGGGAAUUGUGUUUCCUUGUGCUAACUGGAAGGGUGCUAUCGGAGGCCUCUUGGCUGGGAUCACCUUAGCGUUUUGGGCUGGUACUGGCUCUUUCAUUUACCCCGCACCACCGACAAAGUCCAUUCCUCUGCAACUGUCGACUCUCAACUGCACGCUGGCUAAUAGCACCGAGGCGCUGACGAUGGCGGCGGCUCCCACAGCGGCUCCAGACAGGCCUUUCCUGGCAGAUACCUGGUACUCCCUGUCCUACCUGUACUUCAGUGCCGUCGGCUGCCUAGGCUGUGCCAUCGCAGGGCUGUUGAUAAGCUUUAUAACAGGACCUAGUAAAGGCGAAGAUAUCCCACCAGUGUUAAUUAAGCCAGUCUGCAACCCGUUUUGCUUUUGGUCCGAGAGGCUCCAAGCUUGCUUCUGGUGCGGCGUGCGGCACGACGGCCAGGAGGUGGACUUUGAAAAAAAUUUGCCUAAAGUUAUUGCAAAUAAAACUGGAAGAGAUGGCACCUUCAAGAAUAAUAUCAACACAGAAAACAAACGCCAGUUCCCUGGUUACAAUCCUGAGGAAAAUUCCUUUACUAAUAUGAGCAGAGAAUCUCGCCUCUAG